This is a messenger RNA of Symbiodinium pilosum, 501 nucleotides long. NCBI's taxonomy places the organism in Eukaryota, Dinophyceae, Suessiales, Symbiodiniaceae. The record is from the annotation of a GenBank genome assembly.
AUGGCACGGACUAUCGCCCAAAGCGAGGUGCUGUCCCAGGAUAAGCACAUUGCGGUCGCCGUUAAGGAGAAAGAGCGCCUGGAAAGCCAGAUCCCGUUUGUGGAGGAGAAGGAUUCCAGACAGAAAUGGUUGGAGUUCCACAACCUCCAGUACAAGGUAGACGAAAGUGAGAAGAACAUCGAAGAUCUCCGAAACGAGCGGAACAGCUUUCAGGAUUGCUUGCAAGCGGCCGAAUUGCAGUCUUCGGAGCUGCAGGCCCUUCGUGACAGAACUCUUCCUGGGCAUAUCUUCUUCUUGGACGGCCAGUUGAAGGCGGAAGUCGAGAUUGUCACGGCAGCCCCUCCCUCUUGGAAAAGGAGUUCGACAAUGAUUCGGAGGAGGAGGACUGCCUGCCGCCUUUCUUCAGUGGCUCCUCGGACCAGGCGUCUGGCAGCCACACCACUCUCGCCAAGCAGUCAUACACUCCCGAGAUGCUGCAGGAGAUCUUCCAGCGACAGUUGA